Molecule: messenger RNA, 600 nt
Organism: Amoebophrya sp. A25
Lineage: Eukaryota; Dinophyceae; Syndiniales; Amoebophryaceae
Source: the annotation of a GenBank genome assembly
AGCUUCUUCUAGAGAGCAGAAGGAAAAUAUGUAGCAGAUUAUAAUGGAUGCUGUUGAGUAUGCAACAGCAACGUAGAACAAGAAGAGUCCAUCAGAAUGAAGACGACGGGCCAGCUCUCUCUGCUUUCGUCCUUGAGCGCGUUGCGCGACGUGGUCGUGGGGAGAGAACACAAAAGUGAGGCCACGAGACGAUAUGAGCUACAACAGAGCAGGUUGCCUAGCAGGUAUGCAACUUCUUCCACGAUCUUACAGCAAUACAUCAAUGCCGUAAGUCGUGCGCGGACGAAAGUAACAGAGUGCGCUCGCCAGAAUGGAGUGGCCACGUCGUUGACUGGAGUUUUCUGGUCUCCAUUCAUGUUGUUCUUGCUGCUACUCCUUACCGGAUCCAACAUGUUGCUCUUGCGUGCUUAUCUCCUACUCAAUUUAGGAAUGGGCCUUUCCUUCUACCUGGGGCAGUCUGCAAGCAGCGCUAGUACCUUUGGCGGGCGGGAAAACUAUAGUUAUAGUUUCGGCAUCGGAGGGCCACCACCUGUAGCCGUACCUGCUGAUUUACCUAAUCGUGUCGAUCUAGGGCCUGGUAGUAGAACUACUAGCAGGUGA